AGUAGGGACGACGGGAGCCACCGGAUGAAGGACAGCUCCUUUCUCUCGGGGACAUCGAAGGCGUUCUUGGCCAGGAUGAACGUUCGGGUGGUGCAGAUCUUCGGCUUCCUCUUCACUGUGCUGGGCUGGAUCUUCGUGGCCUGCACCAUGGCGAUGGAGUACUGGAAGAUCACGGCCAUUGGCGGGCUGGGGGGGUCCAACAUCAUCAAGGUGGCCUGGUACUGGUCCAGCCUGUGGCGAGCCUGCUUCACAGACUCCACCGCCGUCACCAACUGCAUCGACUUCCCUGUGCUCUGGUCCGUGGAAGGCUACGUGCAGGCGGUGCGCGGGCUGCUGAUGAUCGGGCUCUCUGGGGGAAUGCUGGGCUUCGUGCUGUCUCUGACAGGCAUGGAGUGCACAUACAUCGGCGGGAAAGACAAACACAAGAACCGCACAGUGCUCACCGGGGGGAUUUGCCACAUCAUCAGUGCGAUGUCGUCCUUCUCGGCCUAUGUGGUCUACGCACGCCAUGUUUCAGAUGAAUAUCUGAACCGCUUCUAUGGAGACCAGAAGUACGAUUUAGGAACUCCUCUGUUUCUUGGGUGGGUGGGGGCCAUGUUUGAAAUGACAGGAGGCGUGUUCUACUGCGUGUCAGUGCGGAAACUUCUCAACCAGAAGACACCUGCUGAGACUGACGCUGAGGCUAAAGCAUCCCAGGCAGAAACCAAGUCCAAACUCUAUGAGAAGUCCAUGCUCUACUCGAAGGCCAAGCUCUCCAUCAAACCCAAGCUCUCCUCGGAAUCCGCGCUGUCCUCGGAGUCUUCUCUUUCCUCCAAGUCGGACCGCUCCUCCGGGUCUGGGGAGAGUGGGCGUGGCAGCGGAAGCAGCAGCAGCAGCAGCAGCAGCGGCAGCAGCACUGUGGGCUCUUCUCUGUCCAGCGGCAGCAGGAGUGACAGGAGGUCCGUAAACAGGAACUCUUACGUGUGAUAAAGCGCUGGGGUCAAAGUGGGGCCACGUGAUCGGGGCAGGAGGUCAAAAGCAUCUGAACUGCUCACGGAACUGCGAUCGCAUCAUUUUAAUUCUGGCUGUAGACAAUGAGCGUUCACGACGCUAACCCAACAUCCACGUGCAAAAGGCUCUGGAAGGGUUCUUUGGCUUGUCUUCACGGGGGAAACCUCUAUGGUAGAUGUGGAGUGUGAGAGCUCCCAGAUUUUGCCAGACAAAGAACUACUGAACUAGAUAGGGUUCCUCUAAGGAGACACAGAGGAGCCUUUUGGAACUAUUUCUUCUGACAGAACAUUUUAGGAAAUACUGCAAAUUCAAUCCUUUUAGAUGGUAGUUUAAUUUCACAUUUGAAUGUUUAGGCUAUGAUGUUGACACAACAUUAGCCUAUUCUGUUGCUGAAUCUGUCGGUAUUUUCUGUGUGCAUAGGCUGCUGUACAACCUGUUUCAUAAACUGAAUAUUUAAAACAUACACCAGAAAUCAUUUCAGACAGAAAGCAGGGUAAUUGAUGGGAAACGUUAGAUAAAAUGGCCAGAAAUUUUCUCUUUCUUUGAUUGUCAAGUAUGAUUUCACGCUUUAGAGUGGCCGUACAGUAUAAAACAAUUGCUUUUUGGGUACUGUAUCAAAGCUGACAGGGGUUAAACUGGGAUUUGGGAGGUGGGGAUCUAUUUUUAAAAAAUAACUUUAAAAAAGUAGAAUUUAAUAAAAUUAAACUUUCUAGGUCUACAAAGCACAUAAAAUGCAUCUCUAAAGCAUCAUGAACAAGUAAGUAACAACGUAUAAAAAAAACAUAUAAAAUCUACUGAUGCUAUUGCAUUAAUAAAUAGCCUACAUGUGUGCCUAUUUCAAGCUCAUGGAGUGAAUGCUGAGAAAUCCUGUUUACCCUCCAAAAGGCCAGCUUCCUCUCUCAUCCUGCUUUCCAUUUUCACUUUGCCAUUGAAUUAAAAGUAAAACGCACUUUGAAACGGAAACUUUCAACCAACAGCCAUGUUGAGGGCAUUUUAUCUGCUCUUAGCAUCAGGCGACACUUCAGGGCUAGGGGGGACCGGGGGCAGAAGUACUGGCGCAACAUAAAGAACGGCAUGGUUCACAGAUUUAUUCCUUCUACUAGCCAAAUAAGAAGUGCUACUGUGUGCCCCAAAAGGAAUUGAACAUUUACUGCCAUUCACUUUUUACGACCAUAAUAUAAUGUGUAACCACCCCCCCAAAGCUUAAUUUUCCCUUUCUUUUGGGGGGUCCUUUGUUUGUUAUGGGUGGGGGCAAGAAAAAAUAAAGAAAGAUUCUGCUUCUGGAAGUUAGUUUAAAUAGAGCUAAUGAAAUGGCCUACCGCUUCUGAGCAGCCCAGUCAAGCAUUGUUCGUUCUGUUUUUCCUGACUCAGCUCAUGCAUGUGCUUGACUUCUGCAUCCUCUAGUCUGGUUGAGCAAGUAAACUGGAUAGUAUAAUAAUAAACAAAUAAACAGACUGGAGCAUAUGAGAAAUUAACUGGAUUUUCAUGAUUUGAGACAAAUUUAAAAACAUUCCAGAUGGUGUUCCAGCCCAACUUAACCCCUGCCUACGGGAGUUCAGAAAGAGACUUUUUUAAUUUUGAAAAAUUUUCAAUAAAAAUCUUUAUAAAAAAUAAAGAGAACUUGUUACUUCUA
Messenger RNA from Anguilla rostrata (American eel), 2623 nucleotides. RefSeq names its product claudin 10e (gene cldn10e). Gene Ontology annotation, cellular component: plasma membrane; bicellular tight junction. The record is from RefSeq and is a predicted model, not a curated record. The transcript is spliced from 5 exons. Lineage: Eukaryota; Metazoa; Chordata; Actinopteri; Anguilliformes; Anguillidae. Gene Ontology annotation, molecular function: structural molecule activity. Gene Ontology annotation, biological process: cell adhesion; bicellular tight junction assembly. Bases 25 to 966 code for a protein of 313 amino acids.